Lentinula edodes (shiitake mushroom) is the source of this 3468-nucleotide messenger RNA. RefSeq names its product Lon protease C-terminal proteolytic domain-containing protein. Lineage: Eukaryota; Fungi; Basidiomycota; Agaricomycetes; Agaricales; Omphalotaceae. Gene Ontology annotation, cellular component: peroxisomal matrix. Bases 119 to 3208 code for a protein of 1029 amino acids. The record is from RefSeq and is a predicted model, not a curated record. Gene Ontology annotation, biological process: protein processing; protein targeting to peroxisome; protein catabolic process. Gene Ontology annotation, molecular function: ATP-dependent peptidase activity; ATP hydrolysis activity; serine-type endopeptidase activity. The transcript has 12 exons.
AAUGGUUUAUAAUCAGAGUCUCAUCGGAGUACUUUAAGUAUAGUCUUGACUGCCAAAGCCCUCGAAAUAUCCCGUUGGAUUUCACGUGCAAUAGUUUGCAACUCUUCCUUCAUCAACCAUGUCUCGACCGACAAAGCUGGCCGUGUUGCCUCUACCGUACCCAAUAAUUCUUCUUCCAGCUUCAAGAGUAACGGUUCCUCUGUCUGCUGAAGUUGGGGAAGCUUUACUUGCUUUGUUCGAGGCCAACGACAGCCUGCCGGUUGUGGCUGCCGUUCCGGCGGUGGACACCUCUGCAAACGCUUCUGCAGUCCAAUAUGGGACAGCAGCGAGGGUUCUUAGGCUUGUACGCCCACCGCUCGGGAGGUCAAACUUGGAACCUGGGGAAAGGCUGCCCCGCCUUUACCUAGCAUCACUUCACGGACUUACCCGGGUAUGUCUCGAAGAGCGUUAUGACCACGAGAAAGCGACCAAGAUGGCUCUUAAUUCAACGACGCCGAAAUUGCUGAUGCGCAAGAUUUCAUAUCCUUCAUCGUUUCAGCUAAAAGACUCUGUCGACACCAACUCUACUGUCCCUGUGCAAGUACAGGCUCGAGAGUCAAUCGUUAAAUUCAAGGCAGCUGCCUUGCGAGUUCUGCAACAUAUGGCCCAGAGCUCACAGCAGCAGGCUAGGAAGGAUGCCUUCUACAAAAUCGCGGCCAUGCUUGAGGAACUCAAGGACGACGCAGAAGGCCUCGAGUUGGAAGAUGGACGUAAUAGCGCCAGAGACAAUUUGGACAGAGCCGCUUGGAUGGCAGAUGUUCUCGUUGGCAGUGUCCUCGGACAGGGCGUAAGAGCAUCCGCUUCAGGGAACGAAGGCGAAAACGAGGAUUGGGCCGAUAAACUGACACUCCUUUCUACUUCGAAUUCACUACCUCGCCUGCAACUUGCUACCAUGAUCCUUACAAAACUUCACACCAAGCUCGAGGUUACUUCCCGCAUUGCUAAUGCUGUUGAUGAAAGCCUGAGCAAGCAGCAAAAGGAAUUCUUCCUCCGGCAGCAAUUACGUGCGAUUGAGAAAGAAUUGAAGGAAUUGCAACAGACAACAUCUACAUCCGGUAACACGAACCCAUCGAACGGUAACAAUCGUCACAGCGGUGAUUUAGAUUUAGAUUCGAAUGAAUCGGAUGACACGGAAUUAAUGGAUAUACGGCGUAAACUUGAAGCAAUGACACCUGGUAGCGAGGAAAGAAAGGCAGGUGUCAGAGAAUGGAGAAGAUUGAAGAGGCUGUUGGGUGCGGGCGGUGCAGGCGGAGGUGGCGGGAGUGUCGAAGGUGGUGUCAUAAGGGGCUGGCUUGAAUGGUUUACAGCUCUACCGUGGCCAUCUGUUACACAAUCUUCUCCCGCAUCUUCCCAAUCUUCAAUUACUACAUCAGCUUUCCUUGCAGAAGCUCGUGCUCAGCUUGACUCAGAUCACUACGGCUUGGACAAAGUCAAGAAGCGACUUAUAGAGUAUCUUGCGGUUGUCAAAUUGAAAGAACUCGCUGAGCUUGCUGAAGAACGUCGGCUAGCCUUGGAAGCUCACAAACCAGAAGCGGCUGAAGCCCUGGAGGAAGUCGCUGGAGCUGCAGACACUGAUGGACAGGAAAAAGAACUACAAGUUGUACUACGUCAAGCUCAGCCGGCUAUUGAGAAUCUACCCGCAAAGGUGCAGAAGUCUAAGGGUGUCAAGGGACCCAUCUUACUGUUCGUUGGUCCUCCAGGCACCGGAAAAACAUCCCUAGGUCAAAGCAUAGCGCGCGCUCUUGGACGACCAUUUCAACGCAUCUCCCUGGGCGGUGUCCGAGACGAAGCAGAAAUUCGUGGCCACCGGCGAACAUACGUAGCCAGUGGACCUGGGCUCAUCGUUCAGGCUUUGAGGAAAGCCGGAAGACCAGACUUUGUUUGCUUGCUCGACGAGAUUGAUAAGAUUGGUGCCAGUAACUUUCACGGCGACCCAGGAGCUGCCCUGCUGGAAGUUCUUGAUCCAGAACAAAAUUGUAACUUCAACGAUCAUUACAUCAACGUACCUAUAGACCUGAGUCAAGUACUCUUCAUAUGCACUGCAAACACACUGGAGACUAUCUCCGCACCCCUUCUGGAUCGAUGCGAAGUGGUCGUCCUGCCUGGCUACACCCACAACGAGAAACUUCACAUUGCCCGACAAUUUCUACUUCCCAAACAACUCAAGUCCAACGGACUAACGCAGGACCAAGUCGAAUUCACUGAAGAAGCACUCAAAGCCGUUGCAAUACGGUACACUCGAGAAGCCGGCGUAAGAACGCUCGAACGAUCUAUCGGUUCAGUCGUACGGUUCAAAGCAGUUGAAUGGGCGGAAUGUCUCGACGCCGUUGAGGCACAAGAGGGAAAGAUCGUUAAUGAGGCUUCUCCACAUUCCCCCUCCACGGACCUCUCAGUCAUUAAUCUGGACCACCCAUCGAAGACAGCGCUGUACAAACCAUUGGUCGAGGAAUCCGAGCUCGAAGCAAUACUCGGUAUUGCGCGCUGGGAGGACGGGGAUGAAAGCUUGGCAGAGAGGAAUCGUGGGUCGAGAAGAGGCGUCGUAUAUGGAUUGGUUGUCAUGGGCCAGGGUGAAGGUGGUAUACUCCCGGUUGAGACUAUUGUCGUCCCCACAGGCAACAAAAGCGGCAGUGGAGAUGGUGGAAGAUUACGGCUAACUGGUAGCUUGGGAGAUGUCAUCAAAGAAUCUGGUGAACUGGCAUUGAGUUGGGUGAAAACGCAUGCGUAUGACCUUGGCAUUACCACUUCGCCAUUCCAUGAUCCUCUCAGGGGAUCAAAUCCUAUUGAUAUCCAUUUACAUCUUCCUGCUGGUGCGCAGAAAAAGGAUGGACCUAGCGCUGGAGUUGCAAUGACGUGUGCACUUGUGUCAUUACUUACCGGUGCAUGUGUACCAACAGACGUCGCCAUGACCGGCGAGAUAACCCUUAGAGGACGCGUUACCCCUGUUGGCGGCAUUAAGGAAAAGGUUCUCGGUGCUCAUCGCGCACAAAUUCGAAAAGUUAUACUUCCAUACGCAAACCGCAAAGACGUCGAGUACGACGUAGCUCCUGAGAUCCGUAACGCAAUGGAAUUCGUUUUUGUACGCAAUCUGCAGGAAGCCUUAGAAGCUGCUUUUGGGAAAGGUGUCAUCGGAUGGAGAAGCCAGCUGGACAUGCUAGAAAGCCGACUGUAAUAUCUUUCACACUGUCUAUCUUGCCGAUUGCUUUUGUUGUAGUACAUACCAUUUCUGUUUUGAUAUCUCACCAUUUGUCAUGCUUAGUGUACCCUCUGUUUUGCACAAACGAUUCCUCUCGCUAUCUGUAGGUCUAGAUAUCCUUACUGUAUAUUACAUACCAUCAAACCAAUCCAGAGUUCUCGAGCUCGAAGGUCGUUAAUUACACAGAUAGAAAUGAAGCUGCAAUUUGUAACAUACAAAACGAAGAUUAAAGCACA